Messenger RNA from Calidris pugnax (ruff), 2123 nucleotides. RefSeq names its product eukaryotic translation initiation factor 2 alpha kinase 1 (gene EIF2AK1). NCBI's taxonomy places the organism in Eukaryota, Metazoa, Chordata, Aves, Charadriiformes, Scolopacidae. Gene Ontology annotation, biological process: protein phosphorylation. The record is from RefSeq and is a predicted model, not a curated record. Bases 130 to 2040 code for a protein of 636 amino acids. The transcript is spliced from 16 exons. Gene Ontology annotation, molecular function: protein kinase activity; ATP binding.
CCGCCUCUCUCCGGUUAACGUUUUAUCUCUCCGCGCUCAAAGAGCGCCCAUAAGCGCCGGCCCGGCCCCGGGGCCGCCCACAGGGAGGCGGGCAGGCCCCGCCGGCCGGGGCGAAGGCCGGCGACCGGCAUGUGGCGGGGCGGGUUCCCGCCGAGGGCCGCGGCCCCACGGCCCGCCAUUGAGUUUCCUGAGGAGAGCCCGGAGCCUCGCUUUGACGAGUCGGACGUGCCGGCCGAGCUGCGCAUUGCCAACGGGUCGCAGAAGUUUGUGAACUUCACUUCCACCAUCCAAAACCAGUUGCUGUUGGUGUCACUGCUGGAGCAUCUCUGCCACAUGUACACCCACAACCCCGUCCACUCCAGGUGCCUCUUCCGAAUACUUCGUCAGGCUUUCACGAGGACAGGGCUGCUCUCCCCCUUUGCCUUCUGCGAUGAAUUUAGUACUGUAAGACUGCAGCAUAAUAGAGCCAUUACUGAACUAAUGAAAGCAGCUAAUCGACAAAUACUUAAUGGGGAACUUGAUAAUGGAGAUUCUCAUGCAAUUGGAAAAAAAGUGAAAAUUUCUCCAAACUCUCAAAACGAUCUGGGGAAAAUUCCUUCUUCAGUACAGUUCUCACGGGAAAAAGAAGUUCUCUUUGAAGCACAGACUUCACGGUACUUGAAUGAAUUUGAUGAGAUUGCAAGGCUAGGAAAAGGAGGAUACGGAAAAGUGUACAAGGUCAGAAACAAGUUAGAUGGUCAAUUCUAUGCUAUUAAAAAAAUUAACAUUAAGAAGGCUACAAGAAGAGAUUGCAUGAAGGUGCUACGAGAAGUAAAAGUGCUGGCUGGGCUGCAGCACCCUAAUAUUGUGGGCUACCACACUGCUUGGAUGGAACAGGUUCAAACAGUCCACCCAAAAGUAGAUAAAACAGUAAUGGAGUGGCAGCCGUUAUCUUUGGAGCAAGAGAGUGGCAAUGAUUGCUGUCACAUUCAGAGCGUGGAAAGUGACAGUUCAAUUAUCUUUGCUGACCUUACUUCGCAAGAAAAGAAGUCCUGUGACAGUGCCAGACUUGGUGAAUUAGUGCAGAACAUGGAUGUAAGGGAUGAAUUAUCCAUAGAAUUACAAGAAGACUCUGUAAGUAGUGUUAGCAGUAGAUCAACUGAUGUGAAAAAUCAUUCGGCACGGGUACCUCAUUCCAGUCUGGCUCAAGAUGCAGGCACUGCAAGUAAGUCCUGCGCUGAAGGAUGCUCCAGGAACGAUGUAGCUCUCUGUGGAGAGUUUGAGGUGGAGUAUCGCUUGAUGCUUCAUAUACAAAUGCAGCUGUGUGAAAUAUCCCUGUGGGAUUGGAUUGUUGACCGUAAUAAAAGAUGCAAUGAGAGAACAGAGGAAACUUCCAGUCCAUACCAUCUUGUGGAUGUCCGCUGGACGAUGAAAAUUUUUCAAGAGUUACUGGAAGGAGUGUGCUAUAUCCACAGCGUGGGAGUGAUGCAUCGAGACAUUAAACCCAGAAACAUCUUUCUGUAUGGGUCAGAUCAUCAUGUCAAAAUCGGAGACUUUGGAUUAGCCUGCAAAGACCUUCUUUGGGAUGAUGCAGACCAGUGGUUUAAGACAGAAAGGAUAAAUGGACUGACGCAUACUUCAGGCGUGGGGACUUGCCUCUAUGCCUCCCCGGAACAACUGCAGGGAUCUCACUACGAUUUCAAGUCAGACAUGUACAGCAUGGGUGUUAUCCUGCUAGAACUCUUCCAGCCAUUUGGAACAGAAAUGGAGAGAACAGAAGUUCUUACACAAUUAAGAAAUGGCCAAAUUCCUCAUACUUUCUACAAAAAAUGGCCUGUUCAAGCCAAGUACGUUAAACUCCUCACCAGCCAGAGAUCCACAGAAAGACCAACUGCUGCUCAGCUUCGUGAGAGUGAACUGUUCCACACCACAGAACACGUUAUUUCUAACCUACAGCAGAAGGUGAGGCAGCAAGAGGAAGAAAUAGAGAAGCUGAGAGAGAGGAUAAGACUGCUUUCUGAAGAACAAGAUGAACGUAUGAGACUAGGUUCUCCUGUUUAAUUACAGGAAGAACUAACCUCUAUGUGUGCUAACUUACAUAAAACAUUUAUUUUUUUACAUAAAAACAUUUCAGUGCAUUUUGA